Molecule: messenger RNA, 1383 nt
Organism: Anoplopoma fimbria (sablefish)
Lineage: Eukaryota; Metazoa; Chordata; Actinopteri; Perciformes; Anoplopomatidae
Product: voltage-dependent calcium channel gamma-4 subunit-like
Exons: 5
Coding region: 1-1383 (460 amino acids)
Biological process (GO): positive regulation of synaptic transmission, glutamatergic; regulation of AMPA receptor activity; calcium ion transport
Cellular component (GO): postsynaptic density membrane; AMPA glutamate receptor complex
Molecular function (GO): channel regulator activity; voltage-gated calcium channel activity
Source: RefSeq, a predicted model, not a curated record
AUGGAGGCGAAAGGCAGAAACAUGCCCUCAGACAUCAGCUUCCUUCCCCGCCCAGCGAUGGUGUGGUGUGAGCGGGGCAUCCAGGUGCUGCUGACCACCAUGGGGGCGUUCGCGGCCUUCGCCCUGAUGACGGUGGCUAUCGGCACGGACUACUGGCUGUACGCCCGCGCCUUCAUCUGCAACAGCACGGCCAACUCGUCCCAGGACGACUCCAACAACAAGGACAAGAAGGACCCCGGGGCCCUCACCCACUCCGGCCUCUGGAGGAUCUGCUGCCUGGAAGGCUUGAAGCGAGGUGUGUGUUCCCAGAUCAAUCACUUCCCAGACGACGCCGACUACGACCAAGAUGCUGCAGAGUAUCUGCUGCGUGUGGUUCGAGCCUCCAGCAUCUUCCCCAUCCUCAGCGCCAUACUGCUCCUGCUUGGUGGAGUGUGUGUUGCUUCCAGCAGCUUCUACAAGAGCAAAAGGAACAUCAUUCUCGGUGGAGGGAUUCUCUUUGUAGCUGCGGGCCUCAGCAACAUCAUCGGAGUGAUCGUGUACAUCUCGGCAGCCCUGAGCGACAUCUCCCCCAAGAAAGACGAGGACAAGAAGUGGCACUACUCCUACGGCUGGUCCUUCUACUUUGGCGGCCUCUCCUUCAUCCUGGCCGAGAUGGUGGGCGUCCUCGCUGUCAACAUCUACAUCGAGAAGAACAAGGAGCUGCGCUGCCGCUCUCGCACCGACCUCUUCAAGAGCACCACGCACGCCGUGCUGCGGCUGCCCAGCUACCGAUUCCGACGACGCUCCCGCUCCAGCUCGCGCUCCACCGACCCGCCGCACUCGCAGGAGAACUCGCCCAUUGGCACGUCCAAGACCUUCAGCCUGCCGCCGUCUGCUCCACCCUUCUCUGUGGCCACCUUACCCAACCCUCACCACUCCAGCAGCGGCGGAAGCGGAGGAGGCGGCGACAUCUCCAUGUACACCCUGACGAGGGACUCCAAGAUGGGCAGCCUGGGAGGUGGCGCCCCACCUCUCUACGGCACGGUGGACCGCGCCACGCUGUACCAGCUCCACAACUACUUCCCAAAGGAUUCCAGCGGCAGUGGCGGAGGAGGAGGAGGAGGAGGAGGAGGAGGAGGAGGAGGUGGAGGUGGAGCGGUGAUAAGCGGCGGCACACUUCCAUCUCACUCCAAGUCCAACUUGGCGGCAGCAGCGGCUGUGGCCCAGAAUGCAGCACCGCUGAAUACCUCCACAUCGGCCGCCCCCACGGCCCAGACGGCUCCGAUAUCUACAGCCACCAUGGAGAGGGACCGGGGCAACAUGGGAACCCUGGACCGACUGACAGCCAAAAGGGACCGGGAUAGCAACUCAGAUACUCUGAACAGGAAAACUACGCCAGUUUAG